Messenger RNA from Drosophila eugracilis, 1162 nucleotides. It is a transcript of the gene ro, whose product is annotated as homeobox protein rough. The transcript is spliced from 3 exons. Lineage: Eukaryota; Metazoa; Arthropoda; Insecta; Diptera; Drosophilidae. Gene Ontology annotation, biological process: regulation of transcription by RNA polymerase II. The record is from RefSeq and is a predicted model, not a curated record. Gene Ontology annotation, cellular component: nucleus. Gene Ontology annotation, molecular function: DNA-binding transcription factor activity, RNA polymerase II-specific; RNA polymerase II cis-regulatory region sequence-specific DNA binding. The coding region runs from base 57 to 1076 and encodes 339 amino acids.
CUCGCCGAUUACCCAAGUGAUUAGUUUGACGAGCUCCGCGGCAAAUCCUUGUUCAGAUGCAACGCCAAAAAGUGGAACUUGGGUCACCCGAUGGGUCACCCAUCAAAAGAAGCGACAGUAUAAAUCCGAUAUCGAGUUCUACGAACAUAACCGUACCCCAACGUCCUUCGUCGCCGCGACAGUUUUUCGAAAGACUCUACGGGCAUUUGGAAACGCGCAGCUCGGAAAAUGGGGAAAUCGACAUCGACGUCGGAACACACGCCCACAAGCCGCCUCCCUGUGAAACGCCUUACCACAGCGACGGCGGAAGUGUCUCAUCGCCGGACAUUUCCAUUAGCGAUGAACGCACCUCACUUGCCAGCUUUCCUGCCUACGAUUUCUAUGGCCAAUCUAAGGAUUAUUCCCAGCAUCCCACACAGCAGCACCAUCAUCAUCAGCAGCAGCAAGUGCAGCACAAGCUCAGCUAUGUGAGUCCGCCGCCGGUGAUCAAUCCCGGAUUACCAGCGAAUCCUGGCCUGCCACAUGGAUUUCCGCCUGGAUUCCCAAGCGAUCCACACUUUAGCGCCGGGUUUACUGCUUUCUUGGCCCGAAGACGUCGCAAGGAGGGAAGACAACGUCGUCAAAGAACCACCUUUAGCACGGAGCAGACACUUCGUCUGGAGGUGGAAUUCCACCGAAACGAGUACAUCUCAAGGAGCCGACGGUUCGAGCUAGCUGAGACGCUUCACCUGACCGAAACCCAAAUCAAAAUUUGGUUCCAAAAUCGAAGGGCCAAGGAUAAGCGUAUAGAAAAGGCUCAGAUCGAUCAGCAUUAUAGAAACUUUGUCGUGGCCAAUGGUUUUAUGAGCUCUAUAAUGGGUCAAGCGACCACAACCAUGCCCCCCGGAGGCGUUGGUGUGGGAGUGGGCGUGGGUCUCAAUUACUAUGCCGCUCCAGCGACGCCGGCAGCGCUGCCCAAGGAUAACACGCAGGAUGCUAAUUUUAUUGACAUCGAUGACCAGUACCAACGGCAGCAGCAACAACAACAGCAACAACGACGACGUCGAGAAACCACAACACUUAUCAAUACUUGCUAAUACCUACUAAUUGUUUACUUUUAAUUGAGCUUUAAACUGUUUAGAGUAAGAUUGGAAUAAAUACAUAUAAAACUGUAAAAACGGUA